This is a messenger RNA of Neltuma alba, 1655 nucleotides long. RefSeq names its product lysM domain-containing GPI-anchored protein 1. The transcript is spliced from 5 exons. Lineage: Eukaryota; Viridiplantae; Streptophyta; Magnoliopsida; Fabales; Fabaceae. The record is from RefSeq and is a predicted model, not a curated record. The coding region runs from base 519 to 1655 and encodes 378 amino acids.
UUACCAUACCAUUGUCCAAUCUAACUAGGAAUCAAAUGAAAACUAUACAAAGCUAAUAUAUCAGCCUUCAUUGAAAUCAAAUUUUCAAAUGAGAAAAUCUAUGAAUGUCCAACUUGAAAAUCAGUCUGGUCUAUGAUUGCCAGAGGUGGGUUUUGUCUGUCCUUGAUAAACUACAGUCACAGUUUCUUAUGCCCCAGUAACAGUAAACUUAGUAAUGUGACUAGCUCGAAUUGUUUUGCGUAAAUGCAGGUUCUAUAAUCUAUCUCAUCUUAAAUGACUGGUAGGUUGCUAGCAAUUACUCACUACCAGAAUCCCAUUCUUGCAUGCUAUAUCAUCACUCAUCGUCUCUUCAAACCAGAAACAUUCUAUCCACACAAGCUUCCAAAAAUUCACCAGCAUAUCCAUGUGCAUAUCUACCUAACCAGUCUUCCUCAAAUUUACUCACAGGAAAUAAGAACAAUCAUCAAACACUCACCGUGAUCUCUUUUUUCCUCCACAUUCUCGCCAAAUAAACAAACAUGAGGAGCCAUAUCCAGUUUCUCUUGGGACUUGCGCUCUUCAGCAUUAUCUGCCUCGUUCAAACAAAAUCCAUCAUCGAACCCUGCUCUUCCUCAGACUCCUGCUUUUCUCUUCUCUCCUUCGUCGUUCCCUGGGACUCCAAGCUCUCUGAAAUCGCCUCGCACUUCCAGGUCAAUGUCUCCGACGUCCUCGCCGCUAAUUCCAUCUUCCCGAUAUCACAGAAACUCUCCGAUCAGAUCAUCAGAUCCAAAUCCGUCGUGAAGAUCCCCACGUCGUGCCCUUGCGUAGACGGAAUCCGAAGAUCUAUGUCCACGAACUACACGGUGCAAGCAUCGGACACACUGGAGACCAUAUCGGAGGGAUUCGGCCGGCUGGUGAGCGCGGACCAGUUAGCGACGGUGAACAGCAUUAAUGCGACGAAUCGUUUAACGAACGGAGGGAGGUUGGUGAUACCGUUGCCGUGCACGUGCUUGAAUAACGUGAGGAACGGCGAAACGACAGUGUAUAUGUCGUAUGUGGUGAGAGAGGGAGAGAGCUUAAGGAGCAUAGCGUCGGGUUCCAAAACGACAGUGUCGGAUUUGGAAGCUAUCAAUGGAUUGGGUCACGCCACCGUCGAACCGGGGGAUAUCAUUGCCGUUCCCAUUGCAGCAUGUUCUUCAGCAACACUGAAUUGGUACAACGAGUCUCUCAUCGUCCCUAAUGGCUCCUACGCUCUCACUGCCUCUCGCUGCAUCAAAUGCUCCUGUAACCCCACUGAUCUCAGGCUGCAAUGUUACCCAUCUGGUCUACCAGUUCCUUGCUUCAACUUACAGUGCAAAGAAUCCAAUCUUGUAAUUGGCGACCAACAUGUCACUUAUUUCAAACCUGGCUGCAAUGUCACUCAGUGUCUUUAUCGUGGCCAUAGAGGCGGCAAGAUUCUCAGAAGUGUGUCGAAAUCUUCUUAUCUCAAGUGCCCCGAAAAUUUAACUUAUAAUGCAGCAUCUCCUUGGCCAUCCAUAAGUUUAAAUCCCGCAAUAAUGCCAUUUGGGGCACUUUCUCCAUAUCCUUCACCUAGUCCUGUUUCUGAUGCUUCCAUGCACACGGCUCAAGUUUCAAUGGAGUUGCUCCUAUUACUACUUUGGAUUUGUUUCCUGUGA